AUUGUUGGCCCUCUGCAUUAGCAUUCCCCCUGCUGGCCCUGCUCCCACCGAUCCCCGCCAGCUGAGAUCUCCGGCCAGAUGCCAUCUACCAUCUGCCAUCCACCAUCCACCAAUCCGCACCAAUUUCGGGCGAGAGCCGCCAACUAUAAAUGCAGACUGGGGCUCCGAGUUCAUCAUCAGUUAAUCGGUUACGUUCGCUAGGUGCACCUCAUCCACUCCCAGACUCGCUUGUGACCUCAGUGAAGAUGAAACCCUUCGCCUUUGUUGUUCUGGCUGCCCUCUGCCUGACCUUUGCCCAAGGUCGUCCGGCCCAUCACUACCUUCCGCCCCUGCCGGUCAAGGAGGCGGUGUCGGUGGCGCCCACCUUCCAGCAGGUGGUCCAGCCCCAGAUCCAGAGCCAGGUGCAGCAGGUGGUGCAGCAGGUCCACCACCAGAUCCAUCCCCAGGUGGAGUCCAUUCAGGCCUCCAUUCCCCUGGCCAGCUUCACCAUCCAGUCGGGCGGACAGUACCAAAGUGCUCCAGCUCCGAUCUCGAUCCCAGCUCCAGCUCCGAUCUCGGUCCCAGCUCCGGCUCCUGCUCCUGUUGUGAUUAAUGCUCCAGCUCCAGUUGUGAUCCCAGCUCCUGCUCCCGCUCCCGUCGAGAUUCCCCAGCCAGCUCCCCAGGUGAUCUAUGAGGCUCCCAAGCCCAUUGUGGCCACCCAGACGGCUGUGCAGAACGCCUACCUGCCUCCUGCUCCCGUCCAGCAGUUUGUUCCAGCGCCCGAGCCCGUCGUAGAGACCAUUGUCCAGCAGCCAGCUCCUCAGGAGACCAUCGCCUACUCGGCACCAGCUCCAGCUCCAGUUGUAGUGUCCGCACCAGCUCCAGUGCCAGUUCCGGUGCCCGUGCCCGUUGUCCAUGAGCAGCACCAGGUGGUGCAGCAGACCUACUCUGCUCCUGUCCAGCAGACCUACUCCGCUCCAGCUCCUGUCCAGCAGACCUACUCCGCUCCUGCUCCUGUCCAGCAGACCUACUCCGCUCCAGCUCCUGUCCAGCAGACCUACUCCGCGCCAGCACCAGUGGUUCAACAGUAUUCCGCACCAGCUCCAGCUCCAGCUCCAGUAGUCCAGCAAACAUACUCUGCUCCUGCCCCUGCUCCAGUCCAGAUCCAGGAGCCAGUCUACACGGCCCCUGCUCCCGCUCCUGUGCAGGUCCAGGAAUCAGUUUACACUGCCCCAGCUCCAGUGGCUCAGCAGACAUACUCAUACCCCGCCCCUGUGGUCCAACAGGCUCCAGUCAUUCAGCAAGCUCCAGUGGUCCAGGAGGUGACCCAGCAGGCUCCCAUUCAGGAGGUCGUUCAGCAGGCUCCAGUCAUCCAACAAGCUCCAGUGAUCCAACAGGCCGCUCCAGCUCCAGUGGUUCAACCGUAUUCCGCACCAGCUCCUGCUCCAGUCGUCCAACAAACUUACGCAGCUCCUGAGCCUGUUCAGCAGGUCAUCCCACAGCAGCAGUACAGUGGUUACUCCUACCAGGCUCCUCAGCCUGCUCCAGUGGUGAUUCCCGCUCCUGCUCCAGCUCCAGUUGUGAUCCCCGCUCCUGCUCCAGCUCCAGUGGUUACCCCAGCUCCUGCUCCAGCUCCAGUUGUGAUUCCCGCUCCUGCUCCAGUUGUGAUCCCAGCUCCUGCUCCAGCUCCAGUGGUUAUCCCAGCUCCUGCUCCAGCUCCAGUGGUGAUCCCCGCUCCUGCUCCAGCUCCAGUGGUUAUCCCAGCUCCUGCUCCAGCUCCAGUUGUAAUCCCAGCUCCUGCUCCAGCUCCAGUGGUGAUCCCUGCUCCUGCUCCAAUCCAACUGCAGCAGUCAUUUGUGCCCGCCCCACCGGCUCCCAUCGAAAUCCAAGCCCAGCCCGCACCCCAGCCCAUCGUACAGUACACUCCUUCCGUUUCUAUUCCCGCUCCCGCUCCCGUGGAGGUCGGCACCACCUACGCCGCCAACGGAGGAUACCUGUACAAAUAAGAGAUGCCCGUGAACGGACCCCGGGCGGAGGUCCGAACUCGCAUCGAGUUGGGGCGCCGAAGGCCAACCAGGCCGAUGGGUUCAUCCGAACUUAAUGUUACGUAGCCAAUUUCUAGCACCAAUUUUUUUGUUACUCUUUUUGUUAAACACAUUUUUGUUAACAAUAAAGUGUUUUUUGUUAUAUAAGAGAGGAAACUUAUUGGGGAGGAAGACCAACAGGGGAGACAAGCUCUCGAGGAUCUAUCCUCGGACAUACAGAAGUUGUGGCAUUCUCAGUUACUUAGUUGAAGGAUACAGAAAAUGAAACAAGAAUAGAUGUGUGGGCAGACGGACAAGAUUAAUACUUUCUACUUCCGAAUCGA
Molecule: messenger RNA, 2347 nt
Organism: Drosophila ananassae
Lineage: Eukaryota; Metazoa; Arthropoda; Insecta; Diptera; Drosophilidae
Product: skin secretory protein xP2
Exons: 2
Coding region: 150-1985 (611 amino acids)
Biological process (GO): positive regulation of transcription by RNA polymerase II
Cellular component (GO): RNA polymerase II transcription regulator complex
Molecular function (GO): transcription coactivator activity
Source: RefSeq, a predicted model, not a curated record